AUGCAAUCUCGUCAGCGGAAGCUUCGAAGAGCCGGUGCUCUGAGAGAUCUCCCGCCUUUGCAUAUAUUCAAGAAAAUUGUCAUUUUACAAACUGCGUAUUAUACAUGCGCCACAGGACUUAUAUUAUUUACGGCUCUUGUAGCCGGCACGGCAUUUUCCGCUGAUCUUGUUCUGAGUUGGCGGAGUUUACGGGGGGACACCACGAUCGGUUGGACCCUCAGUUUUGUCUGGCUACUGAAUAGCUUUUUUGGUGUUAUAUUCAUCCUCCUCUUUGUCUCCCGCUCAAAACUUGUUCCCGACUUUGCGCUCACUAUCCACUUCAUCCAUCUGAUCAUCACCACAUUUUACACCCAUGCCGUUCCUUCCAAUCUCUUAUGGUGGAGUUUGCAGGCUGCUAGCGCUGCCCUGAUGAUAUUUGGCGGUAUGUGGGCUUGUCAGUAUAGGGAGCUCCGGCCGAUUGCAUUUGGAGGUUCACCUUCCAAUCACAGAGGGACUAACCGAUCAACCGCGGAUGCUGUCGUGCGGGAUGAUGAUGUAGAGCUCGCGGGCUUUGCCCAAGGAACAGGCCGCGGCCGCGAUCGGGGUGGCGGCGGAAAGUACGAAAUAGUUGCCGCGAAGGAGCGUUCAGAGGAACCUAUUUGA
Messenger RNA from Ophidiomyces ophidiicola, 642 nucleotides. RefSeq lists its product as uncharacterized. Gene Ontology annotation, biological process: Golgi to endosome transport; Golgi to plasma membrane protein transport; protein localization to Golgi apparatus. The record is from RefSeq and is a predicted model, not a curated record. Bases 1 to 642 code for a protein of 213 amino acids. NCBI's taxonomy places the organism in Eukaryota, Fungi, Ascomycota, Eurotiomycetes, Onygenales, Onygenaceae. Gene Ontology annotation, cellular component: Golgi membrane; trans-Golgi network. The transcript is spliced from 2 exons.